Messenger RNA from Rhinopithecus roxellana (golden snub-nosed monkey), 942 nucleotides. RefSeq names its product olfactory receptor 10R2-like. The coding region runs from base 1 to 942 and encodes 313 amino acids. Lineage: Eukaryota; Metazoa; Chordata; Mammalia; Primates; Cercopithecidae. Gene Ontology annotation, molecular function: olfactory receptor activity; G protein-coupled receptor activity. The transcript has a single exon. Gene Ontology annotation, biological process: G protein-coupled receptor signaling pathway. Gene Ontology annotation, cellular component: membrane. The record is from RefSeq and is a predicted model, not a curated record.
AUGGCCAAUUCCUCCUCUGUCACUGAGUUCUUACUGCUGGGCUUCUCCAGCCUUGGGGAAUUGCAGCUUGUCCUCUUUGCGGUCUUUCUCUGCCUCUAUUUGAUUAUCUUGAGUGGAAACAUCAUCAUCAUCUCGGUCAUUCAUUUGGAUCACAGCCUCCACACACCCAUGUACUUCUUUCUAGGUAUUCUUUCUAUCUCGGAAAUCUUCUACACAAUUGUUAUUCUGCCCAAGAUGCUUAUCAACUUAUUCUCUGUACUCAGGACACUCUCCUUUGUGAGUUGUGCCACCCAGAUGUUCUUCUUCCUUGGUUUUGCUGUCACUAACUGUCUGCUUCUGGGAGUGAUGGGUUAUGAUCGUUAUGUUGCCAUCUGCCAGCCUUUGCAAUACACUGUUCUCAUGAGCUGGAGAGUAUGUGGACAACUGGUAGCAACUUGUAUUAUUAGUGGCUUCCUAAUAUCUCUGGUGGGAACAACUUUGGUCUUUAGCCUCCCUUUCUGUGGCUCCAACAAGGUCAACCACUACUUUUGUGAUAUUUCACCAGUUAUCCGUCUCGCCUGUGCUGACAGCUACAUCAAUGAACUGGUCAUCUUCAUCUUCGGGGUCUUGGUGCUUGUUGUGCCCUUGAUAUUUAUCUGCAUUUCUUAUGGCUUCAUUGUCCGCACCAUUCUGAAGAUCCCAUCAGCUGAAGGCAAACAAAAAGCCUUCUCCACCUGUGCAUCCCAUCUCAUUGUAGUCAUUGUCCAUUAUGGUUGUGCUUCCUUUGUCUACUUGCGACCCUCAGCCAAAUAUACUUCGGGCAAAGAUAGGCUGGUGACAGUAGCCUAUACCAUCAUCACCCCACUGUUGAACCCUAUGGUAUACAGCCUCAGGAACAAAGAUGUGCAGCUGGCUAUUCAGAAACUGAUUGGAAAGUCUGGGUUUUCUCUUAAGACUCUAUAA